Molecule: messenger RNA, 1923 nt
Organism: Patella vulgata (common limpet)
Lineage: Eukaryota; Metazoa; Mollusca; Gastropoda; Patellidae
Product: meiosis-specific with OB domain-containing protein
Exons: 14
Coding region: 238-1758 (506 amino acids)
Biological process (GO): resolution of meiotic recombination intermediates
Molecular function (GO): single-stranded DNA 3'-5' DNA exonuclease activity; single-stranded DNA binding
Source: RefSeq, a predicted model, not a curated record
AAAUGAUCGCGCUGUCAAACUAUCUUUCAAUGUUAACCAACCCCCGCAACAGGUAUAUUGGAUUCGACCAAUACGUCACGAAGACAUUGUUGACAUCGACUCAGUCGAAAUUACAAGUAAAUUUUCAAAUUUUUCAAGAGAGAACUUGUUCUCAUCGUUGUGAUAAUUAGUUGUGCAAUGGAUUUUAUCGAACGGGGGUUCAUUACAAACACACAGAUCCCCUGAUAACAAUACAUUAUGACAUCAUGGAAAGGUCAUUUUGAGGAUUUCAAUUCAGGAAAUGGGUACCAAUCAAAGAGUGCAAAUAAUCAACGACAAUCUUUCAAUGGAAAUAAUGACACUACUACCAGUAGUUCCAAAGUUACAGAAGUUUUAAAGAUUUAUGAUAUUUCAUCCAGUCAUUCCUAUGUUACUAUUAUUGGUUUAGUUAUUAGCAAAGAUGGUCCUAAGUCAAUCAUAAGCAAGAAGGGUACAGAGAGAUACUUGUUGGCAUUAACAGUAAGAGAUGCUGAAGAAAGUUUUAUAAAUGUUACGUCAUGGGGUAAUGAAAGUUAUAUUCUAUCUGCAGCACAAUUAAUACAAAUUGGUGAUGUGGUUCGGGUUAGUAAUGCCCAAGUUCAGAGUAAACCAAAUAAUGGAAUGGAUGAUAAAUAUAAACCCACAACACCAAGUCCCUAUCAACUGAAUAUUUCGGAAAAUCAUGGCUAUAUAGAGUUAUAUUCGGGCUGGGAUUCUGAAAAUUUUCGAGGUCUUCAACAUUUGCCAACAAAACCUAAAAAUGACUACUACACAUUAGAAGAUAUAAAUGUUAAUGGAAUGUCUUUACAAGGAGAACACAUAAAUAUAUUAGCAGCUGUCAAAAAACUUGGUAAAGUCAGAGAUAUUACCACGAAGACUGGAAAAAUGACAAAGAAAUGUGAAGUUUUACUUUUUGACGAAACAUGCUCAAACUUUACCUUAGAUCUAUGGAAUAUAAAUGUUGAGCAAGUACAGACUUGGAUAGCUCAUCAAACUGUUAUUUUUGCUGCAGAUGUAAAAAUUAUUCACAGUGAUUUUAAGUCAUCAAUGAUAGCUGUGGCUGAUAGUAAAACAAUAUUUACAGUAGAUCCAGAGACAACAGAGGCUUACAGUUUACAUAGUUAUGCAAUGUCAGAUACCAGUUGGACAAAUGAUAUAAGUAAUGAAGGAGAAAUUGCAAACUUUGUGAAAGAAAUAGAUCCAGAUUUGGAAAGCAUAAAGGAAAUCUACAACAUUGAACAGAUGAAGACCAAAUGCAACAACACUGAUUUUCAGGCAGAUUAUGGUGUUGCUUUUGUUUUCUUGUCAAAAUUUGAUAUUGAUAGUGAAGACCAUUUAAUUACUAGACAAGUAUGCAACAAAUGUAGACGAACAGUGAAGGAAGAAUCCAAUUUUAUUUGUUUAAAUCCAUCAUGUUCAGGAGAUGAAGAUAAUGCUAUAUUUAACGGCAACAAGAAUGCUUUUGAAUAUAACAUAUCAGUAUCAAUAUCUGAUCAUACUGGGACUUUAGACUUCUGUCAACUACAAUCAACAGCUGCUGAAAAUAUUUUGGGGUUUAAGGCAGAUAACAUCAAUGAAGUAAACCUGGACAAAUUAACACAAAUAAAAUGGAAUUAUCUUUUAGAACGAUGUAAACUGAAAUUUAAGAUCAAAAAAUUCAACUCGCGCAUCACUGUAAGAAUUUUAUCUUUAAUGGUAGCAGACCACAAUGAAGUUCAUUCCUAUUUCUCAUCUUUAUAAAGGAUAACUGUAAAAUCUAUUUUUUAAACACAAACUAUCUGUGAUAUUUAAGUGAACUUCUGUUGCUAGAGCAUUCAGAAGAUUUUAUGAACUAGAAGUUAUCAGAAAUUGUUUAAUUCUAUGGACUUCACUUCUUCAUCUCACUGAUAAAAGAUAAAAUGAUAA